AUGCGCCUCGCCGUUCAUUUCUCCUCCCCCACUCUCCUCCCCGCCACCGCUGCCACCGCCAGUGGCAUCCCGUCUGGAGGAGCGGGGGCGGUACCAAAUGCAGCUGGUGGGGGCGUGAGCAGUGUUCAGGGCACUGCAGGGGCGUUCGGGGCAGGUUUAUCCUGGGGAGGUGCAGCAGCAGAUACACCUGUGGCAGGCAGAAAUGGCUUUACCAGCAGCGGCAGCAUGAGCGGCAACAGUGGGAGCACUCACCCCGUACCCCACGCAUCAAAUCCUCCCACACCGCCUUCACACGCGACACACAGCCCAUCCCCUACCAUCUCUGCUCCCCCACCCCACUCCACAGCCCACGUGAGAAUCACAGCCAUUGAUUUCGGAAUCGUCAGUGUGGAGGAGUAUCCAACGGGCCUGGUGCAUCUGAGCGGGCAGUACCUGGAGCAGGUGGCAUCUAUGCUUGGCCUGUCUCUCACCUUUCACGGCAUUGAGACCACGCCUCAGGACUUCCACCCGUCACAAGUGGAGGUGGAUGAAGGCGAGGAGGUAGUGGUGCUGGCCAAUUGGAGCCUCAUGAUUUUCCCAGACGACACAGUUCUUCGCUCCAACCCCCGCAACUCCAUUCUCAAGUGGAUUCGCGACCUGCGCCCGCUCCUUGUACUCCAGUUUGACAUUGAUUUGGAUGCCAACGGGCCCUUCUUCCUCUCGCGCUUCCAUGCUGCAUUCAUGAACUUUGCCGCACUCCUGGAGUCCUUUGACUGUUCCUUGCCACACGCCGCGACCCCCCGCUUUGUGGCCGAAACCAUCCUGGCGCGGGACUUUGUAAAUGAGGUGGCAUGCGAGGGCAUGAACAGAUGGCUGCGGGCGGAGCGGCUCGGCAUGUGGGUGCAUCGAAUGAGAGCGGUGGGGCUGGAGCCGGUACCUUUAGGGCCCGAUACAUUGGCUGCUGGGAGGGAGAUCACGGAGGGCAGGGACAAGAGAUUUCGGCUGGAAGUGCAUGGCAAGGGGAAUGGCAAGGGCAAGGGCAGUGUAGCCAGGCUUUGGAAGACAAAACAGGUCUUAUCAAACCAGGGUUCUGUAUUCUGUUCAGUAAGCCGUCCCAUGACGGAGAAUGAUAAGACCAGCAAGCCGCAACCCAUCCUUCAAUUAUGCCUUGGAAAGGCGCCGCUGACCAAUGAACCAGCACUCGAUGUCGUCCCAACAACGUCAAAUGGACAGGCGUUUGUUCUUAAUGCGAACGCCUGGUGCAGUGGAAGUUGCAAAGAAAUUGGCAGCAAUUCCGGAGGCAGCAAUUCUGCAGCCAGCAAUUUAGACACGUUCCUGUCCGAGCUGGAUGCUCCGUCCACGUGGCUUCGUGAUCCAUCUCGGGAUGCGGAGAGGGGAUCAGAGCAAGUUUUCCCUGCCACGUCAGCAUCCGUUCUGCGCGCAUUGCAGCCUGACGGUUCCGCUUCUCAGGUUCUGACCUUCGAGGAAGCUUCGGAGGGGCUGUUCGCGGCGGUAGCGCCAGCGACUUUUCAGAGCGCGAGGGGCCGCUGGGAGCAGGUGCAGCGUGAGCAAGCACAGAGGGCGCAGCUGCUGUUGCCAGAGCAGGAGGAAGCGCCGAAUCAGCUGCUAACGCCGCAGCAGCAGACGCAGCAGCAAGGGCAAUAUCAGGAUCAGCAACAGCAGCAGCAGCAGCAGCAGCAGGAAGCCCUUCACCCGAGCAUACCCGCCAGCACACGGCCUCUCUCCUCCGCCAUCCAUGCCCGUCCCUCACCCCCUCAGCGCUCCUCCCCAGAUCAACGCCCCUCACCCUAUCGUGGCGGUGACAUAGGAGUGGGCGCGAUUAGAGGGCCUCCCGUCGACCCUAACUCCGCUCCGCCUCCGUCCAAGCUGCCUCGGCGCCCCCCAGACCUCUCGUCCCGUCUCGCCGCAGUGCUGCAGAACAUCAACCCGUCGCGCCCUGCGCCCUCCCCCUGGCAACUCGUUCCCUGCUUGUCCAAGCCGGGCCUUCCUUCUGCUGCCACGCCCGCAGCUCCCGCUGCCACUGCGUCUAUCUCUGCAGCUCAGUCGUUUCCCGUGCCAGGUUCUUCCACAGCAGCAGCGAUUCCAACAGCACCGGCAGCAGCAGCACCAGCAGCAGCACCACCAGCAGCAUCUGCAGUAGCAGCAGCAGCGUUAGCGGUAGCAGUAGCUUGUACAGUGUCUUCUCUAAAGGCGCCUGAGAGCAGGUUCGUGGUUGGACGCAGUCGGGGAGACACGGAGGCUUUCAUGGGCUCAAAACUGUUCCCCUCUGCUGUUCGCACCAGCAACGGAUAUAACCAGCGAGGGCAGUGGCCAGCAGCCGUUUCGGACAAGACUGCAGUUCGCAAAAUUCGCGUCACUGCGGCACACAGCGCUUCAGACGAUGAAGAUGAUCUUUGCGCAGCAAGCAGGACGUUCGUUGCCGCAACAAACAUUCCUGCAUUUGGCCCCGAGAGGCCCCUGCGAGUGGAUGUGUCGGGCAUGCUGCCACGGCCCAUGUGUGGCGCGAGGGAGGGCAUGCUGAAGCAGCAGCUCAUGGCUCUCGCUGAAGCCAUGGCCGUUGAUGACUCGGUGCGUGGGGCUGUUAGGGAUGGGGGGAUACUUGUCGAGUGGGAUGCCUUGUCGAUGAUUCGGUGUGUGGAGAGAUGGGGGUUUGGAGGGAUGGACGGAUGGGGGGUGGAGGGAUGUUUGUAUGGUGAAUCUGUGCGGCGGCGGCGGCUGCACAUAAUAGCCAUUGGACUCUACUGCGGACCGCACUGGAUCGAGAUCUUCAUGGGCCUCGCUGCCCAGUUCUCCUCCCCCCCUCUCCUCCCCGCCACCACUGCCACCGCUGCCACAGCCAAUGGGCAUCCGCCAAGUGGCAUGCCAGGUGCGGGAGCAGGGGCAGUGCCAAAUGGAACUGGUGGGGGUGUGAGCAGUGUUCAGGGCACAGCAGGGGCGCUCGGAGCAGGUUCAACUGGGGGAGGUGCGGCCGCAGAUGCACCUGUGCCACACAGCAAUAGCUUUACCAGCAGCGGCAGCAGUGGUAGCACACACCCGACAACCCCCUCCCCACCUCUUUCACACGCUACUACCCCCUCGCGCCCCACGGCCCACGUGAAAAUCACAGCCGUUGAUUUUGGAUUCGUCAGUCUGGAGGAAUAUCCAACGGGCCUGGUGCAUCUGGGGGGACAGUACCUGGAGCAGGUGGCAUCUAUGAUGGGCCUCUCCCUAUCGUUUCACGGUAUGGAAACCACCCCACACGACUUCCACCCGUCGCAAGUGGAGGUGGAUGAAGGCGAGGAGGUAGUGGUGCUGGCCAAUUGGGGCCUCAUGGUCUUCCCAGACGACACAGUGCUUCGCUCCAACCCCCGCAAUGCCAUUCUCAAGUGGAUUCGGGACCUCCGCCCGCUGCUCCUCCUGCAAGUAGACAUAGAUCUCGAUGCCAACGGGCCCUUCUUCCUCUCGCGCUUCCACGCCGCCUUCGCCAACUUUGCCGCGCUCAUCGAGUCCUUUGAUGCUUCCAUGCCGCACGCCGCCUUGCCGCGCCUCGUCGCGGAAACCAUCCUGGCGCGGGACUUUAUCAACGAGGUGGCAUGCGAGGGCAUGGACAGAUGGCUUCGCUCGGAGCGGCUGGAUAAAUGGGUGCAUCGGAUGAAAGCGGUGGGGCUUGAACCCGUACCUUUAGGGCCGGAUACAGUGGCUGCUGGGAAGGCGAUCACAGAGUGCAGGGACAAGAGGUUUCGGCUGGAAGUGCAUGGCCACAUAGCCAAGCUCAGGAAGACAGCUCUUAUCAAACCAGGGUUCUUUAAUUAG
Messenger RNA from Closterium sp. Yama58-4, 3792 nucleotides. The record is from the annotation of a GenBank genome assembly. NCBI's taxonomy places the organism in Eukaryota, Viridiplantae, Streptophyta, Zygnematophyceae, Desmidiales, Closteriaceae.